Molecule: messenger RNA, 404 nt
Organism: Closterium sp. Naga37s-1
Lineage: Eukaryota; Viridiplantae; Streptophyta; Zygnematophyceae; Desmidiales; Closteriaceae
Source: the annotation of a GenBank genome assembly
GCUCUGGAGGACCAUUCCGCGUUUUUCAUCCCCCCUUUCCCCUCCCCUCUCCGUCCCCCCACCACUCUUCACCCUCCUCCCCCUCCCCCUCCCCCUCCCCCUUCGGCUACAACCCGUACUCUCUCGUUUCCCUGCGUGUGUUGUCCCUACCGCUCUCAUCCGCUACCCUGCCCAACCAACAGCUCCUCGCUGCUCUCAUACGCGCCGGCCGCCGCGGGUGCGUGCGCGGAAGUGGCGGCGCGGAGGUGGCGGAGAUUGAGGCGGCGGUGGCGGUGCUGGCGGAGGCGAUGCGCAGCAAGCAGAUGAAGGCGAGGCGGUGUUCACUGCGCUGCGGCGGUUGGAAACGCGGAAGGUGGGCGCAGAGGAGAGCAGCGCUGGCGGCGCUAGGAGGGGUGGCAUGCUGA